This is a messenger RNA of Colletotrichum spaethianum, 615 nucleotides long. RefSeq lists its product as uncharacterized. Lineage: Eukaryota; Fungi; Ascomycota; Sordariomycetes; Glomerellales; Glomerellaceae. The transcript is spliced from 4 exons. The coding region runs from base 1 to 615 and encodes 204 amino acids. The record is from RefSeq and is a predicted model, not a curated record.
AUGGAUUUACCAAAGGGCCUGGUCAAGGAUGACAGGCGCAUCUACGAGGAUGUUGCGGCACUUACGCAGCCUCUUCCGGCAGAUUUCAUCAUAAGAAUGUGGCGCCUCUACACUACGACAAACCUCAAGCUGGUUGAUCCCACCGCUCGUCGUCUGGAAAAUCUUUGGUGGCAUGUGAUGGGCAGCGACAGGUGCAAGCUGAAAGCAGCUACCGUGGCCAAAAUUUGGGAACACAUUUCAUAUGGCCCAACCUUUGUGCCCCUCAGAGGCUCACCAAACCGCUGGGAGGGACCCUCGCGCUCAGCAGAUGAACCAGGACAUAAAGAUGAUUUCAGAGCAGUCGGCUCUCAAGGAGCUCUCGGCCUCAUCAUCUCGACCGCCGCCGCCGCACCCGAUCCUGAAAAAAACCAGGGGCGAUUCAAAAUCCGGACCCCGUCCAACGGCUCGCACAGCAGCCAGCGGCUUGGAAAUGCGCAUCUCAUCAAUAGCAUCGCCGACGAAAUCGAGCAAGAAAAAGGCUUCGACCCCGACCAAACGCUUUGUGGCCUCAACCGCGAACAAGAGAAGACCAGUCCUUCCAAGGAGGAUGAGUUCACAGUCCUCAACAAGUUCUGA